Molecule: messenger RNA, 363 nt
Organism: Apis dorsata (giant honeybee)
Lineage: Eukaryota; Metazoa; Arthropoda; Insecta; Hymenoptera; Apidae
Gene: Nop10
Product: H/ACA ribonucleoprotein complex subunit 3
Exons: 3
Coding region: 97-291 (64 amino acids)
Biological process (GO): rRNA pseudouridine synthesis; ribosome biogenesis; positive regulation of telomerase RNA localization to Cajal body
Cellular component (GO): box H/ACA telomerase RNP complex; box H/ACA snoRNP complex
Molecular function (GO): box H/ACA snoRNA binding; telomerase RNA binding
Source: RefSeq, a predicted model, not a curated record
AAACUGUAUAGAAAAAACGAUUGACCACGAGGUUGAAAUUAAAGACAAACAUAAAACAUAAGUUAUAUAAAUUUAAAUAAAAAUUAAAAUACAAAAAUGUAUUUAAUGUAUUAUUUAAAUGAAGAUGGAAAUCGAGUAUACACAUUAAAAAAAAUUGAUCCAAAUGGAAAACCGACAUUAUCAGCCCAUCCAGCUCGAUUUUCUCCAGAAGAUAAAUACUCAAGAGAAAGAAUAACAUUAAAAAGAAGAUUCGGUUUGUUACUCACGCAACAACCAGCACCUACUUACUAAUAUUUACAUAAUUUUAUAUGUAAUCAUAUAUUUAUAUAUUGUAUACAAAUGAUAUUAUAAUAAUAAAUAUAG